Molecule: messenger RNA, 1346 nt
Organism: Lolium rigidum
Lineage: Eukaryota; Viridiplantae; Streptophyta; Magnoliopsida; Poales; Poaceae
Product: small GTPase LIP1-like
Exons: 7
Coding region: 228-1247 (339 amino acids)
Biological process (GO): intracellular protein transport
Cellular component (GO): endomembrane system
Molecular function (GO): GTPase activity
Source: RefSeq, a predicted model, not a curated record
GCAAAGAGAAACAGAGGAGCAGCGACCGACCGACACACGAAACUCUCCCCGUCUCGUCAUCAUCACAUUAUCACCCGCCACGAUCCUCCCCGCCCACGCUCAUCAUUCAAUGCUUCGUCGCCUCCUCGCCCGAGUAUCCUUCGCCGCCUCCUGCCCGGCGGAUCCUAUCGGUCUCGUGAUCUAGCCUCCAGCGCCUCUCGCCGCGGGCGGCGGCGGCGGCGGUGGCGAUGUUCUGGAAGGACAGCAGCGCCCGGAGCAGCAGCAGCAGCGGCCGGGAGCAGAGCGGCGUCGGGCCCUUCGGCCAGGUGCGCGUCCUCGUCGUCGGCGAUUCAGGUGUCGGUAAAUCUUCACUGGUGCAUCUUCUCUUAAAUGGUUCUUCUAUUGCUCGACCGUCUCAGACAGUAGGAUGUAAAGUGGGCAUUAAACAUGUUACUUAUGGAAGUGCAGGGGGGUCUUCUAAUAACAUCAGCAGCGAUGCUGAAAGGAACUUCUUUGUUGAGCUUUGGGAUGUCUCAGGGCAUGAACGAUACAAAGCUUGUCGUUCACUUUUCUAUACACAAAUAAAUGGUGUCAUAUUUGUAUAUGAUCUCUCCCAGAGGAAGACCAAGACAAAUUUGAAUAAAUGGGCAGUUGAAGUUGCUGAAACAGGCACCUUUAUAGCUCCACUUGGAUCUGGUGGACCAGGAGGACUUCCAGUGCCUUACCUUGUAAUCGCUAAUAAAGCGGAUCUUGUUCCUAGAGAUGGCACUAGAGUCAGAAAUGGAAGUAUUGUUGAUGUUGCUCGUCAAUGGAUUGAGAAGAGAGGUCUUCUUCCUAGCAGUGAAGAACUUCCACUCACAGAUAGCUUUCCUGGGAACUCUGGUCUAAACUCGGCUGCCAAAGAAGCAAGAUAUGACAAAGAAGCUGUGAUCAAGUUUUUCCGCAUGUUGAUCAGGAGAAGAUACUUUUCGAAUGAGCCUGCUGCCCCAAGUCCGUGGUCUCUUACUCCGCGGGAAGAUAGUGUCCUCCCUGUAGCGACUCUCAAAGAUGAUGCUGAUACCUUUCAAAGGAAAAGCUAUAGUGGGGAGGACUACACGUUCAAUGGAGUAUUGCCACUGCCAGCACAGAGGAACCUUCCACCGCCGCCAACUCCCGACCCACAACCGCCAGUGUUUUCUUCAGAUAACUACAGAUAUCACAGAUACUCCUCGCCAUCGCUUACUGAGAUAAGCAGCAAUAGAACAAGCCGUGAAAAAUUUAAUGUAUAAUACAGUGGAUGAGAAGGGUUAAAGGGCAUUACCUUUAACCUUGGAAGCAAUAUAGCGUCUGCUGCCUGGGUGUUGAAUUCCAGCUGGUAUCAUGAACCA